Molecule: messenger RNA, 2040 nt
Organism: Folsomia candida
Lineage: Eukaryota; Metazoa; Arthropoda; Collembola; Entomobryomorpha; Isotomidae
Product: O-antigen biosynthesis glycosyltransferase WbnK
Exons: 5
Coding region: 564-1691 (375 amino acids)
Biological process (GO): carbohydrate metabolic process
Cellular component (GO): membrane
Molecular function (GO): galactoside 2-alpha-L-fucosyltransferase activity
Source: RefSeq, a predicted model, not a curated record
UUUUACUAUCCGGAUUCGAUGCAAAUCCAGCCCAGUCGGUUGUGGGAGAGGAUCGUGUACAAAUUACAUAUUUACAGAAAUCUGAGAAUUUACCGAAAAUAUUUUGUAGUAUAUUUUAUAAAAGUUUAUUUUUUAUUGCUAGCCGGAGUACAUACUACUUAUUUACAUAUGCACAUCGCUCUACAGGCAUUACCAUUCUGUGAUAUCGUGGUAACAAACAUUUUACCACUCGGAACAAAAUAGUACCACAAAUCCGGUAGGAAUUUAAAUACAUAUUACAAAAUUAUUACCGGUACGGAGUAUACAUAAAUAUGUACAUUUGUAUGUGUAACUCUACCAGAUGUUGAACAUUGUCUUGUUAGUUGAUUUAUUAGUAACAAAUUUCGCUUUCUGUACAUUAUAUGCACAUACAUAUUUAAAUAAUGCUUAAAACUAACAAGCAAGAGUGGUGGUGGUAGUGUUUAAUUUAGGCUCAUUCCAUUUCUCUUUCAAACUGGCGAAAUUAUGUAUCCAAAACAUCAACUAUAUUAAAUUUAAGUGCCGACAAGUUUAAUUUGUUCAUCAUGUUAAAGGAUUAUUCCUCCCAAACAACAACCUGGCUGGACUGGAUGGUCGCCAUGGUUUAUAAGAAUUUUACGAUAAAACGCGUAUUUUUCGGACUUGUUCUGUUCGUCAUUGUCAUCCCGUGUUUCGACUAUUAUAAGAGAUGGGACUGGACGGAGUUACAUCCUCCCGGGAUAAUUAUGGAGAAAGUGGGAGGACUCGGGAACCAAUUGUUCAUUUAUGCUUGUGCCUACUCAUUAUCGAAAAAGUUGGGGGUUCCACUCUACUUGGAGAUUCCGUCGGCAAGAAUUCUUAACUCGCAGGCGAACCCAUUCUACGAUUCAAACGCGCGUCCCUACGUGCUCCACAAGUUUCGCGUCUUUUACGACAAAGCGAUCGAGGGCUGGUAUACGAGGGGCUAUCCGUGGAGUGAGGACGACGUUCUUCGCGUCAACGAUCGCGACCUGCUCUAUCGACCCAUUCCUACCAAUAAGCUAAUCAUUAUUCAGGACUAUUGCCAAUCAGAAGUAUUUUUUGAAGAAUACAUUCCGAAAAUUAAGGAAAUGUUCCAACUUGACUUAACUCCGGAAGAGCUAUCUCGUCCACCCAUCCAAAAAUGGAUCAACAUCAUCUCCGACGCUGGCGAGAACAGCGUCGCAAUCCAUAUUCGACGCGGAGAUUAUGGCGAAGAUGAGAGAAAAGAUAAUAAUUGGUUUACACCGAUUUGUUUCUACCAAAAAUCGGUAAAGACGAUGCUGGCGAAAUUGGAUUUGUCAAAAGAUGCUUCGUUUUUCAUCUUCUCGGAUCAGAUUGACCUCGUGAGGCAGGAAUUGCUCAGUGGAUUACAACUUCCGGCCAACGUCCACAUUCAUUUCGUCUCUUGUUCCUCUUGCACCACGAGCCUAGAAGACUUUUACUUGAUGAUGAUCUGCAAACAUGCAAUCAUCGCGAAUAGCACGUUCUCCUGGUGGGCCGCGUACCUUAACAAAAACGAGAAAAAGACCAUCAUUGCGCCAACUUUUCACCCUCAAACGCUCACAAUUUAUGAAGACCCAGAGUACAGAAGGUUCAAAGAGUAUGAAAUGAAGCUAUUUUACCCAGACGAGUGGAUAGUGGUGGAUCCCUUUAAAGACGAAAUUAUUAAAUAGUAAUUAGGGAAAAAUAAUUAUGUAAUUACUGAUUUUUUUGCUACGUAUUAAGGAAUCAAUAUUAAUUGCUUGAUGUUAAUCCAAUUUUGAGACGGACCAGAAAUAUUGCUUAAUCUACUGUAAAUUACAGCAUUAAUUAGUGGACUAGUUUUUUUAACUUCCUAGAAUACAAAUUAACCUUAAAAACUAAAUAAUCGCUUACAAUUAAUGUAAUAUGUGCAAUAUAAAAUUAAAAUGUGAUGUAAUUUAGCUAGUAAUGUGUCUUUGCUACAGAAUGUAUUGCAGAUACAUCCGUCAUUCAAAUGUAAUUUUGUUGUUAUUUUAAUCCAUAAAUUACUAAAUUAAUGAA